CCACGCCUCCCAUCGCCCCGGACAAGCCACGGCUCCACCGGGCUACGGUAGAACGUGAAGCACCCAGCCUGGACCGGGGACCGAGGCCACGGAGACCCACGGGCGAUGGCAGGAAAAGCCCACAGGCUGAGCGCAGAGGAGAGGGAGCAACUGCUGCCAAACCUGAGAGCCGUGGGGUGGAAUGAGUUAGAAGGCAGAGACGCCAUCUUCAAAGAGUUCCACUUCAAGGACUUCAACCGGGCCUUUGGCUUCAUGACCAGAGUGGCUCUACAAGCAGAAAAAUUGGAUCACCACCCUGAAUGGUUCAAUGUGUACAAUAAGGUUCACAUCACCUUGAGCACCCACGAGUGUGGAGGCUUAUCGGAGCGAGACAUCAACUUGGCCAGCUUCAUCGAGCAGGUUGCAGCUUCUCUCUCCUGACUAGAGACACACACACGAAGCCAAAAAUCAACUCUGCCGCUGCCACAACCCAUGUCUUGCCUGGACGGCUGCACCUAGAGCUUUCUCCCGCUUCCAAGGUCAUUCCUGGAUCCAGACUGCCUAACGCCAUGCCAAACUCCCUGCCACAGCUCAGAUGGAUGGAGGCACUUCUUGGGCACCAGGCAUAUAUCCAUCUCUGAUCUUGCCGCUUCCGUUCUUAAACCCUUCGUUAGCUGUGUCUCUGGGGCCUUCAGCAGACCUGCCCUUUCACCAGGAGUCAUGUUACACACUGCACCAGUAAAUCUUUCCAGGGCCUGACCCCAUCCAGCCACUGUAUUAUCACUUCUUACCUGCUGGAAUGUGCUUUCUAUCAGAAACAUGGUACAUCAACCCUUUGGUUUCUCUGUAACAUACUAGCAAGCGUAAUGUGCAAUUUGGUUAUUACUGUAACCUUUCUCUAGCAGUAUUAUAAGCAGGCAUGUGAUCUCACCCCUAUUGUAACCAGUCUUUAGUAGGAUACCAACUGAAAAUGUUUACAAUAAAAAUCUUGGUUAGCCUGA
Messenger RNA from Athene cunicularia (burrowing owl), 980 nucleotides. RefSeq names its product pterin-4 alpha-carbinolamine dehydratase 1 (gene PCBD1). The record is from RefSeq and is a predicted model, not a curated record. Gene Ontology annotation, molecular function: 4-alpha-hydroxytetrahydrobiopterin dehydratase activity. The coding region runs from base 106 to 420 and encodes 104 amino acids. Gene Ontology annotation, biological process: tetrahydrobiopterin biosynthetic process. The transcript is spliced from 4 exons. Lineage: Eukaryota; Metazoa; Chordata; Aves; Strigiformes; Strigidae.